Molecule: messenger RNA, 601 nt
Organism: Rotaria sordida
Lineage: Eukaryota; Metazoa; Rotifera; Eurotatoria; Philodinida; Philodinidae
Source: the annotation of a GenBank genome assembly
AUGACUGCAUUGUAUACACACAUCGGUGACUACUCAAAAGCACUUGAUUUUUCCGAAAAAUCACAUCAAAUAGCAGAAAGAGCUCUUCCUCCGAAUCAUCUCCAUUUGGCUAUUUCUUACAACAACAUCGGUGAAGUGUAUAGAAACAUGGCUGAUUAUUUGAAAGCACUUGAAUUUUACGAAAAAUCACGUCAAAUAAGAGAAAAAUCUCUCCCUUCGAAUCAUCCCGAUUUGGCUCAAUCCUACAGCGAUAUCGGUCUUGCCUAUAACGACAUGGGUGACUACUCGAAAGCACUUGAACUUUACGAAAAAUCGCAUCAAAUAUUAGAAAGAGCUCUUCCUCCGAAUCAUCCCGGUUUGGCUACUUCCUAUAACAAUAUCGGUCUUGUCUAUAACCACAUGGGUGACUACUCGAAAGCACUUGAAUUUUUCGAAAAAUCGCAUCAAAUAUUAGAAAAAGCUCUUCCUUCGAAUCAUCCCAGUUUAGCUACUUCUUACAGUAACAUCGGUGAAGUGUAUAGAAACAUCGGUGACUACUCGAAAGCACUUGAAUUUUACGAAAAAUCACAUCAAAUAAGAGAAAAAUCUCUUCAUUCGAAUC